UUGCCUGUAUUACAAGUAAAAGACUCUUCUUUUAAUGAAGAGGUUAUACGAUCUAAUUGUCCUGUACUUGUAGAUUUUUGGGCUUCAUGGUGUGGUCCGUGUCGCAUGAUUGCACCUGUUGUCUUUGAAAUAGCAAAUGAGUAUGGAGACAAAAUAAAAGUAGUAGAGAUAAAUACAGAUGAAAAUCCUAGUGCAGCUACAGAAUAUGGAAUUAGAAGUAUUCCUACAUUAAUGGUUUUUGUAGAAGGUAAAAAAGUAGAAACAGUAAUAGGUGCUGUACCUAAAACAACUCUUGCUAGUACGUUAAAAAAAUAUAUAUAA
Messenger RNA from Chondrus crispus (carragheen), 321 nucleotides. The record is from the annotation of a RefSeq genome assembly. Lineage: Eukaryota; Rhodophyta; Florideophyceae; Gigartinales; Gigartinaceae.